Messenger RNA from Chlorella variabilis, 2090 nucleotides. RefSeq lists its product as hypothetical. The transcript has 9 exons. Lineage: Eukaryota; Viridiplantae; Chlorophyta; Trebouxiophyceae; Chlorellales; Chlorellaceae. Gene Ontology annotation, biological process: iron-sulfur cluster assembly. Bases 216 to 1658 code for a protein of 480 amino acids. The record is from RefSeq and is a predicted model, not a curated record.
UGGCAUCCAGCACGGUGGCAGCAUCUGCAGCUGCGGGGGUCGGCCCCCGCAGCGCCCCAGCUCCCAGCAACAGGCUACAGCGCCCCAGCGCGGCAGCGGCGCUGGCCGGGGGCAGGCGGCGGGCCAGGCAGCAGCAGCAGACCAGGCUCAGAGUGCGGGCCACCGCAGCCGAGGUGGAGGAGGCUCCCCUGUCGGAGGAUGAGAAGAUUGCCAAAAUGCUGGCCAAGCCUUACAAGUAUGGCUUCAAGACCAUCAUUGAGACGGAGCAGUUCCCCAAGGGCCUCAGCGAGGACGUGGUGCGCGCCAUCUCGGCCAAGAAGGAGGAGCCCGAGUGGAUGCUGGACUUUCGGCUCAAGGCGUACCGCAAGUGGCUGACCAUGGAGGAGCCCAACUGGAGCGACAACCGCUACCCGCGCAUCGACUACCAGGACCUCUCCUACUACUCCGCCCCCAAGGUGGUGGACAAGAAGACGAGCCUGGAUGAGGUGGACCCCGAGCUGCUGGCCACCUUUGACAAGCUGGGCAUCCCGCUGAACGAGCAGAAGCGGCUGGCCAAUGUGGCUGUGGACGCCGUGUUCGACUCCGUCUCCAUCGCCACCACGUUCAAGGAGGAGCUGGGCAAGGCGGGCGUCAUCUUCUGCAGCAUCAGCGAGGCGGUCAAGGAGUAUCCCGACCUCGUGCGCAAGUACCUGGGCAGCGUGGUCCCCGUGGCCGACAACUACUUUGCCGCCCUCAACGCCGCCGUCUUCUCCGACGGCUCCUUUGUGUACAUCCCCAAGGGCGUGCGCUCACCCAUGGAGCUCUCCACCUACUUCCGCAUCAACGCCUCCGAGACGGGGCAGUUUGAGCGCACGCUGAUUGUGGCGGAGGAGGGGGCGUAUGUGUCGUACCUGGAGGGCUGCACCGCGCCCGCCUACGACGAGAACCAGCUGCACGCGGCGGUGGUGGAGCUGAGCGCGGCCAAGGACGCGGAGAUCAAGUAUUCGACCGUGCAGAACUGGUGGGGGUAUGCGGGCGACGCGGAGGGGCGCGGCGGCAUCUACAACUUUGUCACCAAGCGUGGCAUCUGCCUGGGCGAACGCUCCAAGAUCUCCUGGACGCAGGUGGAGACGGGCAGCGCCAUCACGUGGAAGUACCCCAGCGUGGUGCUCAAGGGCGACCACAGCGUGGGCGAGUUCUACUCGGUGGCGCUCACCAACAACCGCCAGCAGGCGGACACGGGCACCAAGAUGAUCCACGUGGGCAAGGGCACGCGGUCGCGCAUCGUGUCCAAGGGCAUCUCCGCCGGCCACUCGGUCAACGCGUACCGAGGGCUGGUGCAGGUGCAGCCCACGGCGGCGGGCGCACGCAACUACUCCCAGUGCGACUCCAUGCUCAUCGGCGACCAGGCGGGGGCCAACACCUAUCCCUACAUCCAGGCAGGCGGGGGCGCGGCCGCGGGGAGCGGGCAGGGCGCGCGCGUGGAGCACGAGGCCUCCACCUCCAAGAUCGGCGAGGACCAGCUCUUCUACUUCCUGCAGCGCGGCAUCGACGCCGAGGACGCGGUGGGCAUGAUCAUUUCGGGCUUCUGCCGCGACGUGUUCAACGAGCUGCCGCUGGAGUUUGCGGCAGAGGUGAACGCGCUCAUGUCGCUCAAGCUGGAGGGCAGCGUGGGGUGAGGCGCUGCAGCAGGGCUGGCGGCUCGCCAGGCCUCGCGGCGCCCUGACGCGCCGCCGCCAGGCGGCGCCCUUCCUGCCCCAAUAAGCAGCAGCAGCUUGCGCGCCAACUCCCGUGCGUGUUAUACCCCAUACCUAGCGCCCCCCUCCCCGAGUAAAUGAACCCAUUCCAGAGCGCAUUUCAUUUUCGGCUUCCCUGUUCCUUGCUGACCCGCGCGUCCGUCUGCGCCGCGCGCCCCGCACCGUGCUCGCCUCCCCGCCUGCUUCCCCAGAGGCGCACAUCCGCCUGACAUCACCCGCUGCACCGCAGGGGCCUGCCGCUGCGGCCAUUCCCAACGCCUGCCCCCUCCACCACCCCUCGUACCUUUUUUCCCGCCAGUGCCGCCCCCUCUAUUCCCUCCCAGGGGUCAGGGAUGGAUGUAAGAAUGCAAGCAG